CGUUAGUGCUCGAUUGUCUUUUGGAAUGAUAAAAUCAUGGAGACCACAGUGUGAUAUUAGUGAUAGUGCGUCAAUUUAUUACAAUUAAUUAUUACAAAGAGACGCAUAUACUUACAUACAGCUUGAUACAUGCAUUUCAAUAUAUAAAGUAUCUGAGGCAAUAAUUAACAUGGUACUUCUAAAGCUAUUGUUAAUUAGCUGUUUAACAUUUAUCACUGCAAAGGCCUUUCGCAAUGAUACCAAUAUUGAACUAUAUGAAAAACACCGAGAUAUCUUUUACGUAGUAAUACCACAGCAUUAUAAUAUUCAACUUGAACCAGAUGUGGAAACAAAUAUUUUUCACGGCGAAUGCAAUAUCAGCAUUCGUGUUCGUGUACUAACGCAAUCCCUAAUAUUGUUUUCAAAAAUUAAAUGUAUAAAUGAUAUAAUUUUGACUAAUAAUCCGCCAAGAUUUUACGGAAACGUUGAAGACAUGAUUGUUUAUCCGAUAGAAUAUAACAAGGUGAAUGACAGAAUCGAUAUUUACUUUAGAAAUUUUCUACCAUCAGGAAAUUACAUUUUGAAUAUAAAAUAUCAUGGUAUUAUGAAUCAUGAAACAAAGGUAACAACAUUGUACAAACAAAAAUAUGAAUGGUGGUUAAUGCCAAUGCAUUUCGAUAUACUUGGGGCCCGACAAGUGUUUCCUUGCUUGAGCGAAUUUUUGUCAGCCACCUUCAGCAUUAUUAUAAAGCAUCAUCGUGAUUACGCAGCUUUAUCAAAUAUGCCGGUACAAAAAGUGGAAGAAGAUGAUGAAGACAUGAUGCUCACACAUUUCCAAACUACACCUUUAUUGUCUACUUAUCUCAUAGCAGGAAUAGUAACUAAUUUCAGUCAUAAUUCUACUGCAAGUCUAAAUACAAAUUUAUGGUAUAGAAAUUCCUCCGCUUUGAACAUGCAAUUUGCAAGCCAUGUUAUUAAAUAUACCACAUUGUAUUUGAAAAGAAAGUGGUAUCGUGGACACGAAAUAAGAGGUACGAAAGUGAAUCAUAUUGCGAUUCCAAAUUUCUCAGAUAAAAAUAUGAUGAAUUUGGGAUUAGUUAUUUAUGGAGAGGAUGACAUUAUUUAUGAUGAAAAGUUCAAACCUGUUGGUCAUAAAAUCGAGAUAUCUCAUCUAAUAGGAUAUAAAAUAUCACAGGAAUGGUUUUAUCAAUUUUCCGAUGCAAUUUGGAAUUCAACAACAUUUUGGUUUAACGAUUGUCUUAUUAGAUUUUUAGGAACAUAUGCCGUUGAUAAGGCUGUCCCAAACCUCCACAUAAUGGAUCUGUUUGUCGUACAAUCUCAUCACGAAGUUCUUGAUUUCGACAAUUCUUAUUAUACAUACUUUUUAUUCAACAAAUCUUAUGAAUUUCCUCGUUGCAUUAAAGUAUCUAUUAUAUUGAGGAUGUUACUAAACACACUUUCCGAAAACACGUUUUGGAAUUAUGUUCGCACAUAUAUAAUAAAGACCUAUUUAGAUUACAACAAUUUGAAUACAUUCAAUGAAAAUAAGAAAAAGAUAAACUAUAUGGGUGUAUCAAAUAUAAAUAAAUCAGAAUUAUUAGACAUGAUUCAGAUAAUAGGUCCAUGGACAAAGCAAAAGCAUUAUCCUACUAUAAGUGUUAAGCGAGAUUAUGAUUUUCCUGGCAAGAUGGUAGUAUUAAUAGAAAAUUAUAUCAAAAAUUCAUCAACUAAAUAUUACAUACCUCUGACACAUACUGUGCAGAAAGAGCUCGAUUUUAACAAUACAACACCUCAUUAUUGGGCAGAGCAAAAAGAGACUUAUUUAAUGAAUAAAAUAUUAACAAAUCAUGAUUGGGUAAUAUUCAACAUACAACAAAUUGGAUAUUAUCGAGUCAAUUACGAUUUAAAAAAUUGGAAAAAAAUUGCACAUUAUCUUGCCACUAUAAAUUACACGAAAAUACACGUUCUCAAUCGUGCUCAAAUUAUCGAUGACGCUUUUCACUUUAUGAUAACGAGACAGCUCGAAUCUGCUACGUUCUGGAAAAUUACAGAAUAUCUAAAACACGAAUUAGAUUUUGUGGCAUGGUAUCCUAUGCUCAAAGCUCUGGAAUACAUGUCGAGUGUCUUUCCACUUUCAGAUGAAGAAACUGAUAAAAUCAAGCAAAGAAUGCAAAAUAUUUUGAGUAAGGUGUAUGACGAACUUCCGCACAACAAAAUUAAAAAAGACGAUUCUGCAAAACGUUUAAAACAAGAAUCUGCAAAAUGGUUAUGUUUUUUUGAUGACCAGAAAUGUAAAAAAGUAGCCAAUCAUAAUUUAAUACGAAGUCUGAGAGAGCCCGAAAAAUUCAAACUCUUGCCGUGGUGGAAAGAAUGGACAUAUUGUAAUGGCUUGAAAAUAUCGUCCUAUCCUGAUAUUAUUAAUGAUAAAAACUCUACUUGGUGGAAAGUAUAUCAUAUGGGAAAGGAAAACUUUAAAAUUUUAGAAUAUCUGGCUUGCUUUGAGCAUCCAGAUUUUAUAACGGACUAUUUAAAUAUGAUAGGAAAUGAUAAUGAAACAUCGUCGCUAAAAGAUUUGCGCGUUCAAGAUCGUAUUAACUGUUUUCUUUCUACUAUUGCGAAGCACGCGAGGAAAGAUAAAGUAUUAAACUUUAUAAUAAACAAAUUUAUGGAAAUAAAACCAAAGGAAAUCAAUGAAUCUGUAAUGUUUACAGUUUUAUUAAAUCAUUUAUAUUCUGAGGAACAACUUGAAAAGGUAAAAGAGUUUGCGAUUACAAAUUUGACGAAAUUGCAAGCUGCUUUAACAAAGAGAUUAGAGGAAAAUUUGGAUAAGCCUGUAGAGAAAAUUCUUGAGAUUAUUAGAUCGAUACAACAACAGCAAGAAAAGGAUUAUAUGAUACAAGUUUAUAAACAAAUCCAAAUCAAAAUAAAUCUACGCUCUCAUCAAAUCGAAACUCAGAUGAGGUAUCUUAAUACAUUAAUAAUUUAACAAAAACUAAUAAUAGUAAUAUAUAACUAUCUCAGCAUAAAUAUUUCUGUUUAGUAAAUAUUUUUUUAUGUACGUCGCAUAUUUAAUAUUUUAGUUUUGUCCACUUAUUAGGUGCAUUAAUGAUACUCGAUUACAUUAACAACAAAGAUAUUUCAUGCAUGUGUUUUUUACAUUGUUCUGCAAUUCUGAGAUAUUUAAAUCAUAUAAUUAAUUAUGUAAAUGACAAAUUCUGAUUUUUUAAUAUGUAGAUAUAUUUUUUAAAUAUUAUAAAAACAAAUUUGUCUGCUGAAUGUAACGUGCUGUAUCAUAUUAAUGU
This is a messenger RNA of Cataglyphis hispanica, 3281 nucleotides long. Its product is annotated as aminopeptidase N-like. The coding region runs from base 170 to 2965 and encodes 931 amino acids. Gene Ontology annotation, biological process: proteolysis; peptide catabolic process. The transcript is spliced from 13 exons. Gene Ontology annotation, cellular component: cytoplasm. Gene Ontology annotation, molecular function: peptide binding; metalloaminopeptidase activity; zinc ion binding. NCBI's taxonomy places the organism in Eukaryota, Metazoa, Arthropoda, Insecta, Hymenoptera, Formicidae. The record is from RefSeq and is a predicted model, not a curated record.